This is a messenger RNA of Morchella importuna, 822 nucleotides long. RefSeq lists its product as uncharacterized. The transcript has a single exon. The coding region runs from base 1 to 822 and encodes 273 amino acids. The record is from RefSeq and is a predicted model, not a curated record. NCBI's taxonomy places the organism in Eukaryota, Fungi, Ascomycota, Pezizomycetes, Pezizales, Morchellaceae.
AUGUUGUCCCACGCCAAGCCCCCCCGAACUCCUACACCUACUAACGGCUCUAACAAACACCCAAAAACUAAAAGAACGAGUACCGUCUUGAUCCCACCGCUAACACCUCUUAAUGUCAAUAAUUUCUACAACAUUCAGCUCAAUGAUGAUAAUAAUGAUACACCUCUAGCCAACUACCUCAAAGCUCGCAUUGAGGAGCUAUCCCCGCCUAUGAAAAUGCUUAUUGAGUCAUGGGAAAAUCACUGCAGCACCAUCGAAGAUAAGCGUACCAAGGUUACCCUAGACUAUGCAGUUAGAGUUCUACAGACUCACCAGGCCGAUACCGCAACCAUCUGCCUGCUACUGGAUAAACUCACGAAGGAAGAUAUAAACCUCCAGGACAUCCAAGACCACUAUCAACAGGUUCGAGAUGGCCUAAGGGCAUUCGCGGCCCAUAGUGGUCGCAGCCAAACACCCUUGACAUCUUUCACAUUAGCCUCCUCAAGGGAUUAUGUCAAAAGUCAACACAGACAGAACUCACACCGUCAAGCCCUAAAGGGACUGUGUCACCAACGUGAUAGAAAUAUAUCAGUACUGUCUCAGGCAACUGCAUCGCUGGAGGUGGUGCAUAUAAUUCCGCACUCGGUACGAGGGGAUAAGAUUAAUCAUUUCUGUGCGCUCGUAAGAAUGUUUUCGAAGGAGGAUGUGGCGGCCAUGUUAGAGAGAGGUCUGUUAGGGCCAGAAGAUAGUAUAGAUAACUUGAAGAAUUUGAUGUUAUUGGAUGCCUCGGAGCAUCGCGCCUUUGACACACAAGUGGGAACUUGUCCCAGAAAUGGAGAUUAA